AUUAACGGCAAAAUUGCCUAUGCCAGUCAAGAACCGUGGCUGUUUGCCGGAUCGGUGAGACAGAAUAUUUUAUUUGGACGAAAUAUGGAGCAGGUUCGAUACAAUCAUGUGAUUGAAGUGUGUCAGUUAAAGAGAGAUUUCAGUCUGCUGCCUUAUGGUGAUAAAACAAUCAUAGGCGAGAGAGGUAUCAGUCUUUCCGGUGGCCAGCGGGCAAGAAUAAACUUAGCGAGAGCCGUUUAUGCCGACGCUGACAUAUACCUCAUGGACGAUCCUUUGAGCGCCGUAGAUGCCCAUGUGGGCAAGUGUAUGUUUGAAAAAUGCAUCAACAAAUAUCUCGGAAACAAGACUCGGAUUGUGACUCAUCAACUGCAAUACUUACACAACGUCGAUAGAAUUAUUGUCUUGAAGAACGGAACUAUUCAGGCUGAAGGGUUACAGUAUCUAUAUGACUCAGACAUAUUGGAAGCUGUUGAUGAGAUGCUGCCCGCGUUUAUUGACUGUCUUCAGAUCGGUAUAGCGCUGCUGGGCAUUAUCAUUGUGGUAGCCACCGCGAACGUGUGGCUGCUGAUACCCACGGUGCUAAUUGGUAUUGUCUUUUAUUACAUGAGAAUAUUCUAUCUGGCCACCAGUCGUAGCGUCAAGCGUCUUGAAGGCGUCAGUGAGUAUCGCAAACUCAUCUUUUGA
This is a messenger RNA of Trachymyrmex cornetzi, 684 nucleotides long. Its product is annotated as probable multidrug resistance-associated protein lethal(2)03659. Gene Ontology annotation, biological process: transmembrane transport. The transcript has 4 exons. The record is from RefSeq and is a predicted model, not a curated record. Gene Ontology annotation, cellular component: membrane. Gene Ontology annotation, molecular function: ATPase-coupled transmembrane transporter activity; ATP binding; ATP hydrolysis activity. The annotation marks the transcript as partial. Lineage: Eukaryota; Metazoa; Arthropoda; Insecta; Hymenoptera; Formicidae.